AUCAGAAGACAGUAAUGGAACACUUAUAGUUCUGUUUUAACCAUCAACAGUUGUCAUUUUUCUCUUUUUUUGCGGUUAAACAGUGAAGAUUUUGUACUAAGUGGUCUCUGGAAUGAUCAUCUCAAGUAAUCUCUCAACAAGGGCCAUAAGCGCAAGCAUAGUAGACCUGUUUUGUAGUUGGUGACUGACAAGAGUUUCUACUUUCUUUGUUAAACUCUAAAAGGUGGGAGAAGGUUGACUCUCUUAGUAAUCAAGAGUUGGAUAUCAUUGGUCAACAUAGUGCCUGUGUUGUGCUUUUGGUGAUGCCUUUCAUGCUUGUGGAUAUAGUGGGCAGAAAGCGCAGAUAAGCUCAUUGCAGUUUGUGAUGCAGCUUUCUUCAGCUUGUAUUUCUAGGGUAUUUCACAAGUUCUCAUGUUUCAAAUGCCACUCCGAUGGUUUUCCUCCUAUUAUUAAUCACGUUGGCGUACUGAAAAUUAAGAGGCAAGGGCAAGGGCAAGGGCAAGGGCAAGGGCAAGCUACCCUGGACAGGGACAGCUUUCGGAGUAAAACAGGCCAACCGCAGAGGUAGAGUAGUGAAGUUUAAACAGAAACAAAAGAAGCAGUCAGCAGGCCCGCGUCAGAAGAAUACGGAGUGAAGCAAAGCAGAUGGAGAAAACACUGAAACCAUGGAUUCAGUUUUUUGUAUUGCUCUCGUUUAUAACGUCUACAACCUUCUUCCAUAGAGCCCUUGCAGAUGGCGUCACUCCUCUUGAAGCCAAAGUCCUCCGCGACGAGGUUCGUGAAAUGUUCUAUCACGCUUUUAAUGGAUACAUGGAGAAUGCUUUUCCCCUUGAUGAAUUAAGACCUUUAUCAUGUGAAGGAGAAGAUUCUCUUGGUGGUUAUGCCUUGACUCUGAUUGACUCCUUGGACACAUUGGCUCUUCUUGGUGAUCGAGAUCGCUUCACUUCCUCCAUUGAUUGGAUUGAUAAAAAUCUUCGGUUUGAUAUAAAUAAAACAGUAUCUAUCUUUGAGACAACCAUCCGAGUCCUUGGAGGUUUGCUCUCUGCUCAUCUAAUUGCAAGCGAUUAUUCUACGGGUAUGGGAAUUCCAUCCUAUGAAAAUCAAUUGCUUCACUUAGCCGAGGAUUUGGCUUGGAGAUUGCUGCCAGCAUUUGACACUCCAACAGGAAUUCCAUUUGGGUCUGUUAAUCUGCUGCAUGGAGUUGAUGAACAUGAAAGCAAGAUAACAUCAACUGCUGGUGGGGGGACUUUGACCUUGGAAUUCGGGGUGCUUAGCCGACUAACAAACAAUCCUAUUUUUGAACAAGUUACCAAGAAUGCUGUGCGCGGAUUAUGGGCACGUCGUUCGAGACUUAACCUAGUUGGUGCUCAUAUCAAUGUAUUUACAGGUGAAUGGACACAAAAGGAUGCCGGAAUAGGAACAAGUAUUGACUCUUUCUAUGAGUACCUCUUAAAGGCGUAUUUGUUAUUUGGAGACGAGGAGUAUUUGUUCAUUUUCCAAGAAGCUUAUGCAGCUGCUAUGCAAUAUCUUUUUAGUGAUCCUUGGUAUGUAGAGGUAAAUAUGGAUUCUGGUGCUAUUGUCUGGCCAUUAUUUAAUAGUCUGCAGGCAUUCUGGCCAGGCCUUCAGGUCUUAGCUGGAGAUAUUGAUCCUGCCAUUCGAACACAUGCUGCCUUCUUGAGUGUCUGGAGAAAAUAUGGUUUCACUCCAGAAGGUUUUAAUCUUGCUACUCUAAGCGUUCAGCAUGGGCAGAAGAGUUAUCCACUCCGUCCAGAGUUAAUAGAGAGCACAUAUUGGCUUUACAAAGCUACCAGAGAUUCCAGAUAUCUUGACGCUGGGAGGGACAUGGUUGCAAGCUUGCAAUAUGGAGCUCGUUGCCCUUGUGGAUAUUGUCACAUAACAGAUGUGGAAUUUCACAAGAAAGAAGAUCAUAUGGAGAGCUUUUUCCUUGCUGAAACAGUCAAGUACCUAUGGCUACUUUUUGAUUUGGCUUCAGGUCCAGAUAACCUCGUAGAAAAUGGGCCAUACAAGUAUAUCUUUAGCACUGAAGGACACUUAUUGCCUGCAAUGCCUCAAAUAUCUCUUUUAGGGGAACACUGUUCAUAUUUUGGUGCUUACUGUGAAAGUGAUGACAUCAAACAGGAAUCUCCUAAAUCCAGUAUCUCUGUGAAUUCCCAUGAAAUUAAUGCUAGUACAUUCUAUGGUGGUCAAGUUCACCCUCGGUAUCCAUUAGAUUCCACUUUUUUUGAGUCAACUGCCACGUCAGGGUUGAUGAAGGGGAUUUGCCCCGGAUUAACUCAUGGACAAAAAUAUGGCAUAUCAUAUCUGGAACCUACGGGUACUUCUCUGGAGGAUGUGUCCACACACCAAAGGGAGAAUGUGGUUAAGAGCAACUCUCUGGUGGUUGUUACUGAUCAGAAUGCUGAUAGUUCUCCUUCUAAGAACGAUCAGAAUCAGACUGUUUAGAAAAAAAAUCAACUGAUAGCAGGCGGCAGUGAUCCAUCUCAAGCAUGACGAUGGCCUCCACGCAUGAGUUUGUUGUAGCUUUAGUAUUUGGUUAGAGGAUGCAUCUAAAGAAUCCUGAAGCUACAUUAUUCACAUCCAACUAGCUUUUGCUGAAAGAUCAGGUCCAGCAGGCAUUUUCUGACAGUCGAACUGAUUUCAGUUUGUUAUUGAAGCAUAACAAUCAAUUGGUCUCUGUACCUGGGAAAACCGGAUGUUUUGUUCAUCUUUUCCUAGCAGCAGUUGUUGAUGCACAGUGGAGCUCGAGAAUAGAAACAUAACAGAAAAUUGAAGCGGGAUUACAGAAUUACUGAUCAUACUGCCUCAACACCAUGGCAGGAGUUGUAUACUUGAUUAUUUUUGGCGUUUGUAACUUCCAACAUGAUUUACCGCCCUCCUGUAAAAUGUACUAGUAGUCAUAGCAAAUUCCAAAAGUCGAUUGUAUUGGUUAGCAAAUCUUAAUUAUCUCAGGGUUAGUGAAAUUCAUGAAUGAAGUACAAAAGAUCGCAGAGAUUCAACCAUCCA
This is a messenger RNA of Ricinus communis (castor bean), 3024 nucleotides long. Its product is annotated as alpha-mannosidase I MNS4. NCBI's taxonomy places the organism in Eukaryota, Viridiplantae, Streptophyta, Magnoliopsida, Malpighiales, Euphorbiaceae. Gene Ontology annotation, biological process: endoplasmic reticulum mannose trimming; mannose trimming involved in glycoprotein ERAD pathway; carbohydrate metabolic process. Gene Ontology annotation, cellular component: membrane; endoplasmic reticulum. Bases 646 to 2463 code for a protein of 605 amino acids. Gene Ontology annotation, molecular function: mannosyl-oligosaccharide 1,2-alpha-mannosidase activity; calcium ion binding. The record is from RefSeq and is a predicted model, not a curated record. The transcript is spliced from 19 exons.